Messenger RNA from Plutella xylostella (diamondback moth), 20090 nucleotides. The record is from RefSeq and is a predicted model, not a curated record. NCBI's taxonomy places the organism in Eukaryota, Metazoa, Arthropoda, Insecta, Lepidoptera, Plutellidae.
CCUUUUUUCUUCGGGCAACACCAAGUUUGACAGCACGAAAACAAGCGCAUAAAUGUCUCCCCGCGAUAUUUUCUUGAGAAAUGACUUCUACAAAUGAUGGAAAAGACGUGAAAAGUAAUCCAACUAGUGGCCCAAAGGGCAAAACAUAUUACAUUGAUCUUUACAAGUCGUUGGAGGCUUCGCUCACAUCGUGCGGCAGUCUCCCAGAGCGUUGCGAGGCGCUGUGCCGCGCGUGGGGGCACGUGCACCUGCUGUGCCUGCACUCCGCCACCUCCACACACCCGCACCUCAUCGCGUGGAUACAGAGGCACACCGCCGCCGCUCUACUGCAGACGGAAUGGCAGCAGCCAGCCAGCGCUGAGCACCGAAGCACCCUCGACCGAGCCAUCCAUGGCUUCCUCACGGACGCGGCGGCGGCGGCGCGCGCUCGCGGCAUCUCCCUGCCCUGGGAGACGGCUCUUGUGGCGCGCGCCGAGUGGCUCCGGCAGCAGUCGCCGGACCCGUGGGGGCACCCUGUGCUGAGGGCGCUGUUGGACCCGCAGGGCGCCGCGCCUAGCGAUGUUGAGGUUCUAGAAUGGCUGCGUCAGGAGCGCGGGGUGGUUUUAGUGGCGCGGCUGCGGCAGCUCGCGUCGUCCAAGUGCACGGACCUGGCGCUGCGGCUCGCCUCCGAGGUGAUGGGCCGCGUGCGCGCCGCCUGCCCGCCCGCCAGCGACGCGCCCAGCACUGCUUCCGCCAACCGUCAGUCCGUCAGUCCAUUCGGUGAAGCCCUCACAGCCGACGCGGGGUUCACGACGGACAUCUGGGAGCUGCUCACCGACAUGGAGUUUGUUCUGCUGCACAAGGCUGGGAAGACCUCCGUGUGCAUUGAUCUGGCGAAGCAAGCGCCGCUCCGCAGCGGCUACCAGCUGGUGGAGCGGCUGCGCACGCGCCUCGAGACCUCGCCCAAGGAGAAGAAGCUCUGGAAGAACGCCAAGGAGGUUGCCAUACUCAUUGCACAGGUGUUCGUAGCCCGCUGCAUGGUGAUCCCGUCCUGCUCGGGCAUGGUCCGGCUGGCGCUGUACUGGACCACGCGCGCGCUGGUGCGCCUGCUGCCGCCCGCGCGCCUGCCCGCCGCCGCCGCCGCGCUCGCCGCGCCCGCCCUCGCCCCGAGCCACCUGCACACGCUGGCCAUCGCCACCGAGGCGCAGUGUGGCGAGGAGAUGAAGCCGUUUGUGUGCGAGCUGUACGUGCGCGCCAUCACCGCCGGCAUGAACGAGCUGGAGCGGCUCAAGCUCAACAAGGAGAAGUGCAACGAAGCCCGCGCCCUCGAGCAGACGCUCUCCAUGUGGUUCGUGCAGCUCGGACACGUGCUGGCGCGCAGCACGCGCGUGCAGCUCGAGUGCGCGCUCACCGCCUUCAGCGUGCACCCCGCGCCCGCCAUGUACGAGCGGCUGAGGCGCGCGCCACCCAUGCAUGUGCAGCAGCAAGAGAUCCAAGAAUCCACCGGCCCACAGUCCGAAUUCGGCAGCUGGGCUAACGACAGCCGGUCACAGACCAACCUGGUGAAGACUUCGGAGACCCUCAACCUGAAGCAGCCACAUCUGCAGCAGGCCAAUGUGCUGUCAACGGCUAUAUUGACCGAGGGAGAGACCCUCGGGCUGAGUCCAGAGUUGUGCCAGGAUUUAGCUGUGUUGUUGAGCGGACCCCGAGUGAAGACGCUUUCGUGGGAUAUGGACAGGGAGAAACUCCUAGAGAAUUGCCGCGUAUACAUGGAACGCACGGGCGGCGGCACCCGGGCCCUCACCAAGGAGCUCAAGUACCUCAACCUGGACCUGGCCAAGUUCCAGCAUUUACCCGAGGAGGAUGAGCAUGAAGAUGAUAUCUACUACGGCAUCGAGAAGGGCUACGAGCAUUUAGUCGAGCUACCAGAGCCUGAACCCGAGGAGAUAUGGGCGGACGCGCUUUCGGACGAGGCGCGGACGUCUAGCGCAUGCUCUGAAGAAGACAAGGCGCAACGACGCAAGCACAGGAAGAAACACGUCUCGCACUCGUCUGAAGACGACACUGACCCGCUCAGCUUGCACUCAGAUCAAAAGAAGGACAAACCCAAAAAGGAAAGACAGAGCAGCAAAGAAAGGGCUAACAGCAAGGAAAGACACGGCAGCAAGGAGAGACAUGGCAGCAAGGAAAGACAUGGCAGCAAGGAACGACAUGGCAGCAAGGAAAGACAUGGCAGCAAGGAAAGACAUGGCAGCAAGGAAAGACAUGGCAGCAAAGAAAGACACGGCAGCAAAGAGCGGCCCAGAAGCAAAGAGCGAUCACACAAACAUAAGAGCAAAAGCAAAUCCGACGGACAAUACGCCAGCCACAGUAAAGACAGAAGAAAAGAGGACACGAGCAAAGAGAAACCAAAAAAGGAGAAGAAGGAACGCAAGAAGAAACCCAAAGUGCCAGAAGAGUCGAAUCCUGUUGACCAACCGAAGCCAGCGCCUGGUUCUUUGGCAAACCUAAUCGGGUUGAAGGUUUGCACGUCAACUCAAAACCCUGUUAUAGAGCAAAAGACUAAAGAUACUGAGAAGAGGAAACAAAAGAUGCCAAAGAAAAAGAAAAGUAUGGACAGUGAUCACGAUAGCCAUGGGAAGUCUUCCUUCUCUAGUAUGGUGUCUGUGGAGGGUGCUGUCGAAACUGAUGUGCUAUUUGAUGGUCUGUUCUCUAUAGACGACAUGAAACUGAAAUCGCCUCCUAAAACUAUACUGUCACCUGAAAUCAGCAUAAAGCCCGCCACCGUGACAAACAACAAUGAAUUAAUCUACGCUACCGGACCUGUAACAAUCAAAACCCCUACAAACAAUUUAAGCAGUCAUAAUACUGCUCAAACACCACUGCCGCCGAAAGAAACUAAAGUAGAUAAUUUAAAUAUUAAACCUCUCCUCGACGACGCAUAUGUCCAGCACGGAAGUCCGGUUUGUGAUGAUGUUAGACAACGUAUAACAAAGCUGUUAGGUUUUAGAAAAAAUAAGAGCCAAGACAAUAGUCCUGUCAGGACAGACUCACCUUGUCAGAGUCCUACUAUUGCGAGCACAACAUCCACCGUAAAACACGAAGUAAGCAGUCAAAUAAGUAAAGACGCUAUAGCUAAAAUUAUAAAUAACACUAAACGGGAAACUGUACCAGCCAAAAAAGUUUCGCACAUGGAAUUCUUGAAAAACUAUCCGCAAUUACAAGUUAUGACUGGGCAAAAACUAACCAAGAAGGUAGAACCAACUGAUGUGUUAAUAAAGACCUCUACUAAAACCUACAGCAGUGCGGAAUCAGGAUGCAAAGGAAUAAAAAUUCUAAGCGACCAAAUCUAUCGUCCUGCGAAAACUGGGAACAUGAUAACGCAGCCACCCCAAACUAAUCCUGUACAGGAGCAAGUACCGCCGCCGGGCAUGCAACAAAUUCAGGGAAUGAAGGACUUUUUGACUGAAUUGCAAGGUAUAUCAAAAAUGGGAAAUAAACCAGAGCUAACGGUUAAAAGAACGUCGAAAGAAACUGGAAGCACGCAUGUUAUUAGUUCGUCUGCACCUAUCGUGACUAUCAACAAGUCUGAUCAUACUGGAAAAACCAUAUCUUUAACCCCACCUCAAUGUGCCAAAAUGUUAAUACCACAAAAGAAAGUGGAAAAUGCACCCAACACGUUCGCACGUCGUAUUUAUAUGCAUAAAAAUAAGCAAACCGAUAUUAAAUUGAAACAAAAUGUUGAAGUCGCACCUCCAAAACCUUUGACUGAACAGGAGGCUAUUUCAAACGAAUUAGAAAGGCAUAUAAGAGAAUUUAGAAUGUUGCAAGCGCAACAAUCUAAUAGUAGCAAAUCAGUAAAAGUCGACAGACAUUUAAAAAGUUUGUUGAAACCGAAUAUUUUAGCAAAAUCGAAAACACCGGUAGCAAAUAAAACAUCAGUCGCCGCCAACCCGGUACUAUCAGGGAUACUGACUUCGCCAGAAAAGCAAAAUAUAAAGCCAAUAUUUAACGAGAAUGUUCAAAGUAACGAUCAUGUGCUACAUAAAGAGCCCACUGGUUCAGCUGAUGGAAGUUUAUCUUUACCUAUGUCAAAAUCUGACCAAAAUGAAUUUCAAAAUCUUAUGCAACAAAGGAAUAAAUUGAAUGCUAACAUUUCUUACAGUCAUGCGAGUGAUCAAUUUUUGACCAGCAAGAUUGAGCAUAAUACUCAGUAUUCAAGAACAGCAAAGCCUGUCAGUAUUAACCAGAUAGCUUCUUCUUCUGUCAUUCAGAAUAAUCAGCUUCCAGUACAUGCCAGUACCCUAGAUCAUAAUGUACCAUAUACUGUACAUAACAAAUUGACAACAAUAUCUAACGCGACGCCCAGCCAGCAUACUGUGAUUCAAGAUUUUAAUGCUAGUCCAAAUAUACCUCAACUAAAUAAAACAGAUCAAACACCUGUGGCUAAAAAGCCUUCCAAGCCACGACCACCGAAGAAGAAAGGGAAAGAUCUAAAACCAGACAAACUACAACAGGACUUACAGAAUGUUAUGAGCGCGUUACUUGCACAGAAAACGCCCAGUCGUGGGCACAAUGCUCUCGACAUGACAAUGAAAAGUGAGCAAGAAACCAAAAGUAUUCUAAGACAGCAUAGGAUUCAUAAAGUUAAACCUGAAGUGCAAAAAGUCGUAGAGGACCCCAAGGUCAUAAUAAAGCCUUCUAGCACACAGUCAGUUGCUUCCACUCUUACAAUGACUACACCGGAUAAGAAACCCGAACUUAAAGAUGAUCUGACUAAACGGCCACCUGGAUCUGUUCUGAUCAAGAAUCAGCCUCGGAAAAGACAACCUAAAACCUCAAAGAGUAAAAGUAUACCAGAUGUUUCAAGAUUGCCUGAUGGAGAUAAAAAUACUCCCUCGGUAAACUCUCCUCAACCUGGGAUAUUAAGCCAACCUACAUCUCCAACCAUUUUAGGCCAAUUUGAAGCCCAAAAUGAAAUGCCAUCGCAACCGCACAAUCAAGGCACUGAAGAAGAAUACGCUUUACUUAAUGAUUUAAUUGAUAUGGAUUUAUUGCGAGAAAUCGACGAACUUUCAUCUGAUGAAGAUACACGCAAAACUGCUAUACACAGACACAGACAAGAGACAGUUGAAAAAUGUCUGGCAUUCCAGGGCGACAUAAUAUCUGCCACUAUUCAGAAAUCUCUGCAAAGUCCGCCCAGGCUGAUGACAAGUCCGCCUACUUCUAUAAACAAUGGUCCACCAAAAAAAGUUGAAAGUUCACCAGUGGUUCAUAAUCCUAAGAAAAGCGCUUACCCAAAAGCGGCGUAUACAAUGCCGCUGAAAUAUCAAUCUCAGAAUAAAUACCUUGGAAUGCGGGUAAAGCGUCCUCAUGACGAUCAUCAAUUGUUAAAGCAAGAUGCAUCAAAAGAUUUGGACGAACUUAGCACAGAAAAGAAAACUGAAAGUGCUGUUGAUAAAUUUGCAACAACAACAACAACGCAACAGCCAAUCUCACAGUGCAACAUCACUAAUAGCAUAUUAAAUAGUACGGUGAAUAGCACAACGACGCAAAACAUAAUGAUAACAUCCCUUCCUGUUCAAAAUGUUGUUCUGUUAAGUCCGAAUGCUAUUCCGAUCCAAUCCGUACUACAAUUUCAAGACCCGCAAAUAUAUGCACCUAACAUUCACAGCAUUGAUCAAAAUCCUUAUUUGAUACAUACGCCAAAUUUAGCGUUAUAUCAGCCAACGCCUACGAUUAGUCACGUUAUAGUUGGAAAUGCUGCUACUACUAUUAACGAUGCAUCAAACAAUUAUCCUAUCCAAAUGAGUACGAACCAAAAUCACAAUCACUACUUUGUUGACAAGACUACUGAGAAUAAUACUGUUGUGAAUAAUAUAACUCAAUUUACGAAUACGAGUGUUGAUAAUAACAACAUUGUAACUGCUGCUAAUCAACCCGCAAAUAUUUCGGUACAUAAUGAAUUAAUUAUACCAGCGCAAAGGACAAUAACUGCAGAAGAGAAAAUAAAAUGCGCAGAGUUUGACGUAGAUUCAUUCUUGAUCAAACCUAAUGACCAAAAUGCAAUUCCAGACCAAAAGUCAUGUGAUAUUAAUAAUGAAUUAACUACAAACAAUUUGACUACCACAGGCAUAAUGAAGGAAAGUAAAACAGAAAAACUACCUAACGCCGUUAAUCCAACACCAGAAUCUGUGGAUCCACUACCAAAAGAAAAUAAAACUACAGUAAUAAUUCGGGAACAUAAUAUUGAAAUUAAUACCACUAAACCGAUGGCCAAUGCUAAAAGUACAUCAAACAAUCAUCAACAAACCUUAGAAAAAUCUCAGUUGGACAAUUCAAAAGAAAACCAAAGCACAGAUGUAAAAACGAGACGGAUACUCCUCAGAUCUUCUAAUAAGCUUACAGAUAAAUUAGCGAAAGAAACAGUAAUCCCAAAAUCUAAAUGGCUAGAAACAAAAGAACCAAAUACUACUGAUAAAUGUGCAAAGAAAAGAAUUCGGACUAAAAUUGAAAGAACUCCGACGCCGACACGGGUUUCUAAAAGGAUAUUAGUUAAAAAGGUUGAAGUUGUAUCUACUCCAGUGGAUACAUUAAAAACAAACGUUGAAAAUAAAAAAUGUCUUAACAAUACUGAAGUCGUUCCUCUGUUUGACAUCGAAUCUGAAUUACUAGGAUCUAAAAUAUGUAAAAUAGUGGAACCUAUUGACAAGAAUACUGAAAAUACGAACCCAAUAACCAAUUUAAAUAUAAAUGAUAUGCUUUCCUCUGAAGAUAUCGAAGAAACACUCGAAAACAUUGAAGAAUACAUGAAGGACAUGAUUGAACAAGUCAAUAAAAAGACUGAAUUGAAUUCUGAAAUGAUGUCCGAUAAAUUUGAUAAAUUUUCCUCUACAAGUGAUCUCGUAAUACAAAAUAAAAACAAUUCAAUUCAUGUUCCUGAAAAACUUGUUGAACAAGUCAACCCGAUCACUGUAAAAGAAGUGUCUUCCAAUUUGAAUGAUGUCGAGAAACAAACACAUACGAUAAAAAACAAAAACAUUGAAGAAAAAGAUGUUGUUAAAAAAGACACAUCUGUUCUGAAAAAUCUAACUCUUAAUGACGAUGAAUAUAAUGAAAUUGAGAAUGAUCUACCUGCCAUUGAUUUCAAGGCACUGCCAAGGGAACCUAUACUUAAAUUACCUACAUAUAAAACAGAUUUGAUAUUAAAAGAUAAAGCCAAACAUAAUAUGGAUUCUGAACUAGAAAAGACUAUUCAACCAAGACUUGACCAAAUUGUUGCUGAUAAAGCACUGGCUUAUGAGAACGGUGUUUCUGUUUUAGAGACAAGUAGUUUACAAAACGAUCAUGUUCCUGAAAAACAUGUUAUGGAAGAUAACAUUGCAGAAGUUGAAGAUGUGUCUUUAAUGAACUCAGCAUCAGAACUUACCACCGCUAAAAACGUAGAAGUCGUUAGUGUUGUGAGUAACCUUGACUGUAACAAAAAACAAACAUCAGAAACGGUCAACAAAAAAGAAAUUGCUAUUACCAUGAAUCUUGCAGAUGUAGCAAAAGAAGACGCAUUGGUGCCAAUUGUCGAUAGCAGCAAAAAAGAUAACACUCAUUUGACUAAAAAUGCCGAUGUUACGGACACAACUAGUGCCGAUAAUAUUGUAUCCAAAUCGAAACCUGAAAUUAAUUUGUGUUCAUUUGAAGAGUUCGACAAAAUGAGAGCUAAAAUCCAAAUUGAACAAGUUAAAAGCAUCCCCGCAAAGGACGGUCAGCCAGCAAGAAAAUUUGUCAGAAUUAAGUUACCAAAUGGAAAAUCUUUUAAAGUUACUGUUUUUGGCACCUUAGACUUAAAUUUUGACAGUCUUUUGUCAGAUCCGCAAAUAAAAGAAAUAGUAACUAGCAACUGGACAGAGUGCAAAAGAUAUAAACUAAACGUAAAACAUACGCCUAACAAAGGCGAUCUUCUGCAAGUAAUAGAUGCUGAAGAAAUAAAUGAAAAUGAGCAGGCAACUAUGAAGAUUGUAGAUACUAUCGAUUUAAUUAGCGAUGAUGACUUUGAGGAACCAAAAUUAAAUAAAUUUACUACAGAAUUUGGAGUGUACAAAGUUACAAAUUUGGUCUUAGACAAUAUUGACAGCCACCAGAGUAAAUUCAAUCAAAAGUGUUAUAUAAAGCUAACUAAACAUUCUGAUAGUUUCUUCCAAAAAUAUGAAACGAUCGAUGAGGAAGAUAAUAUUGAUCAAGAAUUAGUAGACAUAUCUGCAACUAAACACGAAUUAGGUCAUCAAUGCAAUGAAAACAAAAAGAAAAUUGAAGUGACAGAGAUCACACUUCCGAAGCCGGAUAUUCCAAGAGAAUCGGUACAAUCUACCAAAGAUUUUCCUAAAUUGAGUAAAAUAGACGAAGUUUUAGAAGAUGUGCAUGAAAUAUCUGUAAGUGAUCAUGAAUUUGAUGUGAUGAAAAAUGUAACUGAAGUUAAAGAUAAGAUCACACCUGUAAAGCAGGUUAUUCAUAGCGAAUCUGAACAUACUUUCAAAGAUGAUUCCGAAAUUAUUAAAACUGACGAAGUUGUAGAAGAUUCGAUUGAAAUAUGUGAGAGUGAUCAUGAACUUAGUUUUCAAUGCAAUGAGAAGAAAAAUCUAUCUGAAGCUAAUAAAGAGCUCUCACCUCCUAAACAGUUUAUUCCCAGCGUGUCCGAACAUACUAUCAAUGAUGCUCCCAAAUUGAAUAAAGUGGACGAAGUUUUAGAAGAUCUUCUAGUAAUAUCUGAAAGUGAUCAUGCAUUUGAUCUUCAAUGCAAUGAAAAUAAAAAUCAAAAUGAAGCUAAACAUGAGAUCACACCUCUGAAGCAAGAUAUUCCUAGCGAGUGUGAACGUAAUAUUAAAGAAGUUCUCGAAUUGAGUAAAGUAGACAAAGUUUUAGAAGAAUUAAUAGAAACACCUGAAAGUGACCAUGAAUUUGAUCUUCAAUGCAAUGAAAAGAAAAAUCAAACUGAACCUAAAGAAAGGAUCUCACCUCCGAAAAAGGUUAUUCCUAGCGAAUCUGAUGAUACUAUCGCAGACGUUCCCAAAUUAAAUAAAGUAGACGACCUUGUAGAAGAAUUUAUAGAAUUAUCUGAAAGUGAUCAUGAAGUUGAUUAUCAAUCCAAUGAACAGACAUAUUUAACUGAAAUGAAAGAUGAGAUUACACUUCCGAAGCCAGAUAGUCCGAGCGCAUCAGUACCAACUAAUAAAGAUAUUCGUGAAUUGACUAAAAUUGACGAAAUUUUGAUGAAACAACUUGAAAAUUUUGUUAAACCUGACACAAGUGUGGCAGCUCCGGAUGUUAUAGAAUUAGACGAUUCUUCUUGCGAUGAAAGUGGUUCCACAAAAUCAGAAAAUAUACCAUUACCUACCGGAAUUGAUUUGAAAAUACCAGAAAUACCUAAAGCCAUUGUGCCUGAACAAAAAAUAUGUGAACUUAAAAACUUACUACUUAAUGAUUUAGGAGUAUUGGAUGAUACACCAACCUUCAACUUAGAAAACAUACCAACGGUUGAUUUAGACGACGAACCUACUCUAGACUCAGAUAACAUACCAACAGUAGAUUUGGACGAAAUAUGUACAGUACAGUCCAGUCCAGUAGCAACAAAUGACUUACAAAUGACGAACGCUACUCCAGUGAUUGACUUAGAUGUCGAAGAGAUAACUAAUACUAAAACGAUGGCUGAUGAACUUUGUAAAAAAUGCUUUAUCCAACUUUUAAAAUGUGAUGAUCUUGUUGAAAAGUGCAAAAUGGUCAAGAAGUGUGCUGUGAAACUAAUCAAUUGUGAUCAUUUAAUACCAGAAAUACCUGAUGUGUCCGAUAAUGAAAUAACCAUUGACUUGCAAUCUCCAACUCCAACGAAAGAAAGUUGUAGAAGUGCAUCACCAUCCAUAUUUGAUUAUCCAAGUAUAUUGACUGAACCAGAUGUCGAAUUAAGCUUACUAUCUUCAGAUUCAGAGUCUAAUCUCGAAGAAUACGAUGGUAGAACUUCACCGGUUAUAGAAGUAUUUGAAGUUAUUGCAAAUUUGCGUAACUUAGAUCAGAAAAAAGAACUAAAGUGCGAAGCGGAGUGGUUUGCCACUAAGAGACCAAUUCAUAUGAGUGAAAUAUGUGAGCGACAAAUUAAUGUAAAACAAAACUCUUUCAAGGAAAAUUUGAGCCUUGUCUCAAUAGUCUUGAAGUUUUUUGAGAAUAGUAAUAUACUUGAUUAUUUGAAACCUUUAGGUAGUUCAUCCGAAACGGAAGUAAAAUCUCUUGAAAAAGAGGAAAUAUUAAUUUUACCACGUGACCUUAAAAGGAAGAGAGAUCUAUGCGACCAAAUAUGUGUGGUACCAAAACUAUCUAAGUUGGCCCUGGACAGCACUAUGCACAGCAUACAAACAUCUAAACCUGAAUUUACCUUGUUAUACACAGAUCCUCUAAGUCUUAUAUCGCCAGCAAUCGAUAGUGCUGAUGAAGAUAUUACUGAGAACAUUCAAGUUGAUGACAUGAAAAUCUUGGAAGUCACGUGUGAUAUUACUAAAGAAGUUUGCCCGAUGUUGGGCUUGGAUAAUUUUGCUAUUAUUUCAAGGUCAACACCUAAUUUUGAGAAAGUUAUUAAGGAAUUGACGAUAGAAGCUGAAGAGCCAUCGAUAUUGUCACAUGAUGUUGAUGAUGCUGAGAACGGUAUUGAUGUUAAAAUUGUACACGACCACUCUGAGUCUUCUAGUGGAAAUGAGCUCAUAGUACAGGAAAAUCAAAUUAUUUCCGAAGAUGGAGAAUCAAAAAUAGAAAAUGCACAAAUCACCAAAGAUAUUACGUCAUCUGAAAUAACCAGUACCGUUACACAAUUUUCAAUUGAAGAUCCCUGUCAAUCGUCUCAAGAAUUAACAAACAACAUAGACUUAUGUACAAAUUCGGUAGAAAUAGAAACUGAUAUUACUGAUGCUGUAAAAGAUAAAUGUAUCGAUGGUGAUCCAAUUAUUAAGUUACUUAAUGAAAUAAAUGCAAAUGAGCCUGUCAAUGAUACACACGUAUCUUCUAAAGCGUAUUAUGCAGAGUGCCAAGACAAAAUAAAAACAGAUGGUGUUAAUGAAAGUAGUGAUCUAUCUGUUUCUGAAAAAGAUAUGAAUGCUAGGGAAAAUUCUGGUUCAACUGGAGAGUUUUAUGACGCAAUUGAUAUUGAAGAACGCUAUUUCGAUGCUGUGGAUGAAAACAAAGAAGAAAACAAUAUGAAAGAAUGUACCAAAAUAGAGGAAGAACUUAUAGCUGAAAAUAAAUCUACAUGCGAUGAAACGGAAAACAUAGAAGGGCAUUUUGUUCAUGAAAACAAAUCGAGUGAAAGUGAAAGUAUACCGACUGAACGACAAAUAUCUCAAUCGAAUGCCAGUGAAAAUACUGAUAAAGAUAGUAAACAUCUUCUAACAAAGAUUCGGGAAGAAGAAAAUGAAAUUCCGGAUAGUACUGAAUCCAUAGAAAUAGAUAUAACUAACAAAGUAAGUCAUGAAACAGAAGAAAUAAAUACUAAUAUUGUGAGAGAUGUAAAAUCUUACGACAAUGAUGAGGAUAAAGUUGGAAUUGAUGAUAUUCUAAUAAAUAAAAGUGGAAUAUCUCGAGAUCCUGAAUCAUCUGGUGAUGACGAUGAAAACGUUGGAAGCGAUGACAAAAAAGUGCAAAAUACGGUAAAUUUGGAUGAAAGUGAUAAUACUGGCAGUGCUGAUGAAGUUAAAUUAGCUGUAGUUGUGGAAACAGAAACCUAUUGUUUACCUGAAAACAUUGAAAAUAAACUCGAAACCAUAGAUACUGCUACACUGAAAAAUCCCGAGAUCCCUAAUGAUAAUGUCAUCUUCACUAAAGAUGUUGGUGAUUUGAUAACCGUAGAAACAAUACCGGAAGAAAUCAGACUAAAAGAAGAAGAAUUAGAAGUUGGCACUUGCUUCGUGCUGUGCCCUCUCGUAGAUAAUUCAUCGGAAACGGAAUCUAUUCACAUAAAUUAUAGCAAUAAUGAGACUUCCGCAGAUUAUUAUGAAAUUAUUCAAAUUAUUAGUGAAAAAGAAGAAGAUAAAAUCGUGGUCCCUGAUUCUGCCGACAGUCCCAAUGUUGUCGAGAGUAACACACCUAAUACUAUGACGCCUAUGGAAGUGGAAGUUAGCGUACACAUAGAAAAUGUAAAAUCUCCCCCUUCGUUUCUUAUCGAAGAAAGUAAUAACGACAACAGUGAAUCAUCGAAUGAAUCUGAUAUGGAAAAUAACAGCUCAAAAUACAAUUUGGAAAAGCUGGAGAUUAAAAAACCUAAGCAAACGUAUAAAAUCAAAAGUUUAAAGCGUAAAAGAGACAUGAAAGAAAUAAGGGUACCGGAAAACAAAAAAUAUCGCAAAGGCAAAAAUAUUGAUUGUAGUAAGGUAAGAAGGGGCGUAGAUGAAUCUUCCUACGGUAAAGAAUAUCACAGGCUUAUCGAAUACAUAGAUUCGGUGGAGUUUUCCUUCGCCCGACCUUUUCAUAAAGAAUGGGUAGACGUAGAUAGUUGUAUAAAAAAUUGGCCUAUAGUUGGCCCGGUGCCUUCUAUAGCAAAUGAGGAUGAUGACAGUGAAACAGACGUCAAGUUGUUUACUGACGAGGAAGUAAAACCCCCAAACAACCCAUUAGACCAGUCUUUAGUAGAAGAGAUCGCAACAGAUUGCCUAGAUAGCCAAUAUCCGUCUGUUGAGGAGACCGAAACCAAUUUCCAUAUGGGUUUUGGUGAGAGGUCCGACAGAGUCAUUCAAAAUUUGAAAGAGGUAGAUGAUAUUUCAAAUAUUUCGGCUGCGACUCUGUCGGACGUAAAACACACUCAGCCGUUACCGUCCGAGGAUAGUAAAACUAAUACGCUAAGCGCCUUCCAAAAAGACAAAGUUGAUCAGCUAAAGCGCUACAUGACCUACAUAAAGCUGAAGGAAAAAGUGCGCACAUACUUUGAAAACAUUCAAUACGAACUUGACACUACCAAGAAAACGAAAGACGUGCCAACUGACAAAGAGGAAGUCCGCAGGAUUCUUCAGAACGUGCCCGGGCUUUACGGCACUGAGUUCAUGGAGCCGCCUCCUUUCGUGCCGAUAGUCCAGGUGGUGCAAGUGGGACAGCUGCCGGUGAGCGCGGCCGCACAGAACCCCGUCACCUGCGACCCCCGCGUCACCCAGGUCUCCGACGCUAGCCCCUCCCAAUGCUCUGAAAAUAGCCCACAAAGCGACAACCAGUCAAACAUCAAAGCAGAAUACACUGAACUCACAACAGCAGAUCUCAGCCUCCCUCCAGUCCAAGAAAUGACGCCACACGAACAGCAAAUGGCCAUGAUCGACCAAAUGAAAACCGAAAACAUGAACCCUGAAGACCUAGUCAUACCGAAGUCGGAGGAAAUUAAAGAUGAACAGGAAAAGACCGAGAUAACGUAUGAGAAUUCAAUGUCUGAAACUAAUCAAUCCAUGGAGUAUUCUUAUGAUUCCAAUGCCAACGAUGUCAACGAUGCCAUCAAUCUAUCGAACCAAAUGACACCAGACUUGUUCACGACGACACCGCAAAAUGAACAAGAACCGGAAGAGUAUAUGCACGUUCCGAAGCAAGAGAAUGGUGCUCCUGAGAAGACAGAUCAAAUCGCUCAUGCCAUGAGCGCGGCCGGAAUCGACAUGACACCAGAAACCACUGUUCCUACGACGAGAGCACAUCAACUUGUCAAUCUGUUAUCACAAAAGGUAAUAAGGCAAAUCCCUGUUAGUACAACGCAGACAUCCACUAAUAAUUACUCUAAAACUUCGAUCAAUGCGAUGGCGUUACAGCAAGCGCUAGCUUCCAUAUUGCCUCCUCCGCUGAACCAGACAUCGGGCGUUGAGGGACAGCAGACGCAAAACACUAAUGUUGGACCUCAAGUGUUGCACAUUGUUCAAGGCAAGAAUGCCAGUGGCAACCAAAUCACGCUUGUAGACAACUCGCAGCCAUCCGUCAUAAACAGCAACGCAACACAAGUGCUACACAUUGUGCAGAACAAAGCUGCUAGUGCUAAUGCGAACGGAAAUCCAGCUGGCCAAGGAAACUCCUUCAGUGGCCUGUCAUUGGUCGAUGCUGGCCUGCAACAGGGCGGCAAUCAACUGCUGCACAUUGUCAACACUGGGAACCAAAAAGGUGGCAAUGCAGGACAGCUACUGAAGAGGGUCAACUUAUUGACGAACCUCGCCAACGUGCAAGGAGGUAAUGAGCAGAAAAUGGUGCAGUUUGUCUGCAAAUCAGCUGAUGGCAAGUCUAUACAUUUGAACGCGCCACAUCAGAGGAGCAUGGUGCUACGGCUGCAGCCAAUCGAGACGCCCAACGUCCAGCAACCUGCUACUCCUAACAAACCAGCUGAUCAACAAGACCUGAGUCCAACACAGAAUGCAGCAAAUUCUCUAACUGGAAAAGAAUCGGCCAGCGAAAUAAAGUCCCGAUCUGUCUACGAAGAAAACUACGCUAAGUUCAUUCAAAACUCAUCAACCAAACCAGGCGCUGGGUCCGCAGAAAAGUCUACAAGUUUGCCCAAGUUCAAUCAAGCAUUUGGAAAACCCGUGUUUCAAGAAGGAGCUGAAAAACAGACUGAUAUGAACAACACACAUCUUAAUCAAGUACUUAACAGUGAAGGCUCCGAACAACAGACUGCCUCGAUAAACCUAGAACAUAUCAAUCAGAUCAACAGUCCACCACUUCUGCUAAGGAAAACGACCACUCCUACUUCACAAACUCAGUCGAAUUUAGUCCAACAGAUCAAACAGACUAUCGCACCAAUGAAUAUUCAGACUAUGCACGGAGGGGUUAUUUACACUCGGCAAAUUCCGGUCAAUAUCGGAGGAGGACAAACGAUCAAUCUCAUAACUGUUCCUAGCACAGAACUUGUCGACGAAAACGGCCAAAAACAACAGCCUAAUGAGAUGGAACCGUCGAUUAUAAAGAUUGUCCCGCAAACACAAACAAGCACAGAAGGUUCAGAAGAUAAUGCCCACAUUAAUGUAUCCAAUGAGAACCCGCCGACGCCUCAACCUCAGCCUGUGCUGACCCAAAUGCGCAUAAAACUGCCAAUGCUGAGUAAAACGCCCCAAAUGCCCGGCGCGAGAGUCGUGCGGCCUUCCUUCUUCCAGAUACAAAGAAACGUUAUAGGAGGAGCGAACCAACCCGUAUACCAGCAGCUAGUUCUGACCGCAGCGCCACCUCUCGGCCAACAAACAAUUCGACUUCCCACUCAAACGCAAACGAGGCCUGUGAAGGUGCCACAAGAAAGUCCAGCUACAUCCGAAUCACAGCUAAGCUCUUCAACGCUCGAGCAGUUGAGGGAAUUCGACAUGGUUCUAGAACAAGUGAAGGAACGGAGCAGUGUACCGCCGAAUGGAAGCUCUAGUAGUACUUAUACGAAACUGCAUACACCAUCCACGGAUACCACCGACAGUGGCGUAUCAGUGCCCACUCCAACCAGCACCUCGUCUUCAGAGCAGCCCACUACACAACAAGUACUAUACUCCAUCGGCAACACAAUGACCACCACCAAUAUGAAUGUCGCGUACGUGAGCAGGAAGUCUACAGCGACCACCUCUGCCACUUCCUCUUACGUCAGGUCACCGGACUCCUCGGGAAUAGCCGAUUCGCCCUCAUCUUCCCAUGUGCCAACAUCUGUGUCUGAAACGCCGACGCCAGCUGAAACAACACAUCAGCCAAAAGCGGCCAAGAUCGGCUCAAAGAGUUGCAAAUCUCGGCCGUCGAAACCCUCAUCCUCGCAUACACCGAGCGCUCUCAAACUCAAUCACAUCACACCGAAAACGUCUACGCAGAAGCCGCUUGAAGACGAGCAAACCACGCAAAGGAUUCUGUACAUCCUCGCCGAGUAUAAAGAGCAAGUGGAAAACUCGCCCGAUAAGGACAAGCCGGCGCCGCGCCGGCGAUCCAACCCACCAAUCUCUGGGUCCGGUUCUUCGAAGCGGAAGAGGAGCGGAGGAAGAAGACCAGGGUGCACGCGAGACCACAGCCCCAUUGAUGACGGCUGCAGGACCAUGGGAUCUGAGGAUAGCAGCUGCGGUACCUCACAAGGAGAUUGCAACGAGAGCUGCAGCAUCGACGCCCUCUCCCCUCAAGAGAGUCCGAGGAAAAUCGUCAGAAAACUGACCUUUGAGCAGGAGACCCCACCAGUGGCGCCGCCCACGCCGCGGCCGCAGGCUCCGAGAAACGUCAUCGUGGCGGAUGGACAGACCAUUACCGUGGCCCGAAGCGCCACCGGCAAGCCAACCACGGCUGUGCUGAUGCCGGCCAACUACAUACUCCCUGUGUCAAUGGUGAAAGGAGGUCAGCAGAUAGCAAUCGUGACCAAUCGGGGACCUAAACUGCUAACCGUCGGAGGCGCGACGGGUGAAGCGGGCGCCGCUAAUGCGUUGCUUCUCCAGCGGUUGAUCGGCCCGGCGGGUUUAAAGCCUGGCUUGUUGGCUAGGCCGGGAGUCAGACACGUUCGUUUACCGACAACUGCACUGCACAACCUGCAGACCUUCAAUAUAGCGACAACAGUUCAACCUCCCGACAGUACUGCCUCCUCAGCCUCUGCCCCAACUCCGCCUGAGCUAGUCGACACUCGGGCCACGAGCUCCCCAUGGAACACUGACUCAGCUACAGAGGUCAAGCCAGAGAGAGGUUCCAGCCCGGAGACGUCAGAGCCAUGGAACCUGGCGACGUCCGACCCUCCCGACUACACGUAUGAAGAGCCGGUGACGACACGAGGCGACGCGGCCGACCGGACUGUCCUUGUGGUGAAGAAAGAUGGGUCCCAUGGUUACCACAGAGUGGCUCAUAUAUCUACGGCGGCGUUGAGGCAUAAAUAUGCCAUACUGGAACAUGAACUUAGGCUGCAGAAGUCCCUAUCAGAAGAGUGUUCGGACCUGGGCGUGGACUCUCCGUCGGCCUCCGAGCUGUUCCCCGAGGCCGAGCUGCUGUUCUCCGCCUCCCCACAGCACGAGCACGACCACCCGCACACGCAGCAGCAUGCAAACCAACCGUCCCUCCUAACCCAGCACUCCAUCCCUCAACCGGACCUAGACGACGCGGCGACAGACCAGCUGCUCCCUCGAGAGCUGGAGCCCGACGGCGCCGCCCUGGAGCAGUCGCUGGCGGAGAGCCUGGGCGGGGGCGGGCUGGCACUACAGCUGGACCAUGAGGAGUUUGCCCGGCAUCAUCCUAAUACGACGUUCCAUAGCGAGCCUAAUGAUCAGGUGCAACCAUUCUCAACCAUAUCAUCCGGGCUGAAAGGACGCCACAUCACGUCCACAAUAUUCCACUCGAACAGCGCUCCGGCCACCGUGCUGAUGACUGCGCCUGCGCAGACCGUCAUAUCACAGGCUGGAGGCGAACCCAGCGCGCACAAUAAUAACGUGAAGUAUGACAUAGACCACAUGAUCAACACCUUACCAGGACAUACCAACCAAGACAUCAACCUCUCAUCCGUACUGGUAAAAGAUGACGGGUUGACUCGAUUCGACAGCAUCCUAACAGAUUCUAGAGAGCUGCAUUUAUCUAAUAACGCGUCGACGGUCGUGCACGGCCACGCAACGCAAGUCAUCCGCCGAGUGAGAUACGACGGCACUGACCAGGACAGAGAUAGGUUCUUGCUAGAGGAGUCAGACGCGCUUAUAGCUGGCGACGAUGCUAAGAUGAACAAUGCUGAGGACAGCUCCCGAGAUGCGACGUUAGAGUCCAUAGAAGAUGAUUGCGAAGAUGAUGAGUCGUCGCCGGAAAGACACGCCGAGCUGUUUUGGGAGUCUAAUUCAACGUCGGAGAGGUCUGAGAGUCGACGGCCUUUAGACUUCAGCAGUGACAGCGACAAAUGUUGCAAUGAUGAGACUAAUUCUACGGAUUCGAGCGGAGUCGGCACGCAUUUGCGCCUCGACUCUGUGAUUAAAGAAGCGCGCGGUAGAGAACGCAGCGGCAGUAUGGAUUGUUCCUCAGCCGACGACACUCUGCACCCGCCUAUACGCACUUACCCUGCUAAAAGGACUUUCCACAACGACGAAGCAGAGAGAAGCCUGUCGGGCAAGACGCGAGCCGGCGAGCGGUCUCCCGACAGUCCUGGCGUGCGGCGGCGCGCGUCCGGCCGCGGGGUCGUGAAGCGAGGCUGCCACUGCUGCAACGGAUCCCCCGCCCCCCCGCGCCCCAAGAAACCCCGCCAGAGGAAACCUACCCUAGACUUCACACACACUAAUUAGGAAAACGAGAAGAUUGUUGUUUGAAGCAACAGACUGAGUACGAUCUCCCUCGAUGCGAAAGCGUCUUUGUAGAUGUAAUUUGUAAAGAUUAAAUUGUUGAACUUGUUUGUGUAUAUAAUUUUAAGCAGUUGCUACUUACCUUACUUACUACACGCAGAUUAUAAUUAUUAAUGGGCUAAGUUGUUGUUUAUGCUUUAGUUUUUAUCGUAAGUUUUAGCAGUUUUAAUUUUGUUUUUUUUUUAUAAAUGUAUUUAGCAUACUUCACUGUAAGUCCGGUUACUGUCCUGAAUAUGAUUUUACUAAGGCUUCUUUUGUAUUAUUGUUACACAUUCUUGUAAUAUAUCCAAAUACAUAUUAUAUUGAUAUGUGACUGUAUAAAAUUGUAUUUCAUAGGUUAUAUUUCCAGUAGAUGAUAAGUGUUUUGUUUGGUGAUUAUAGUCCAUACUCAAAUGUGAAUUUAGUCGUCUUUCGCUGUAAUAAAUAAUCUUAAUUUUGAAGUAAUCCCAUUUUUUUAUAAACCUAGACUGAUGUUUUAUAAAGUUAGCGAUGUUCCUUCAGUUUGCAAUGUCCUCGAAAAGCUUAAUAUAAUGUAUGUUAGGCGAAUCGGUGACGCUAGUAAUUUAGUUGGUUAUUUCUAAGGGCAACUUCCAAGGAUAACUGCACAAAACGCUGCUUUAAAAAGUCGGUUAAUUUAUUUUUGAGACGCUGCGUUUUUUGAUACCCGCAAAUACAUACUUUUCGGUACCAAUAUGUCGACCAAUUUUCGACCGCGGUGCCAGCUUUGUUCAGUUAUAGUAAUGACUGUUUAAAGUUAAAUUAAUAAAAAAAAUAAAAAAUAGUGAAUGGGUAAAACGUUGGAGAUAUUCAUAGUGAUAAAUCAGUGAUGUAAAUAUUUUUGUCCCCCUUUUUUGACUCGGGGGACUCUAGUCACUAUGUUGUACCGAGAUAUUUAGCAUAAAAUAUUAACUUUUGUGUAGUAGUUAACGAGAUUUAAGUAAAGUGGCUGAUGGUGGCACGAAACCUACAAUACCCGUUAGUCGUCCCGCUUGUGUAUAUAGAAGAAGCGAAUUUUUGAAAGGGGUUCGGUACAAAAUGACUUUCUUUGCAAAAUAUGCAUUUUUCAUUCCGAAUUUGUAAAUAGUGAGACCGAAAGUAUUUGACGAUUUUUAGUAAAAAUAACUUAGUACGUUCGGCCAUACUUUAGGCCGUGUUUUUAGUGAAAAUUGUAACUUAAUAUUAUGACAAUUAAGAAGAAAUUACCGCGUCGAGCGAUACCAAUAAUCCCAUAGAUCAGGAUGUUACUUCUUUUAGAUGUAAGAUAGUGUUUAUUAGAUAAAAAUCUCAAGGGCUAAGUUUGAUUGCCUACAUUCAGAGUUACUUGUCUAUAUUUCGCGCCCCUAGUGACCUGUGCCAUUCGCGAAUUAAUUAUCUACCUAGACCUAGACAAGAUGUACGUAAAUAGUAGGUAAUAUGGUGGAACGGUAUAAAAAUACAUUUUUGAAAACUUUAAUGUCUGUAUUCGUUUCUCAAGAAGCCGAUAGGUUUUCUGCCAUUUCUCUUAACAUAAGGGUUCAAUUUUUAUAUAUUAAUCGGGUAUGUUAUUGUUCUAAAAUAUUGUUGGCAAGAAUUCAUACCCUCAGUAUAUUCAAAACAUCGUACAAUAUUGGAGCGCGAUUGAUUUGUUAUGAUUUUUUUCAAUUAGAUAUUAAAUUUUAUUAGCUAUACUUAUGUGAAAAUUGAGAACUACCUACCUAACUAAUUUUUUAUGAUUUACUUAGGUUUCAUCGUUUUUUAAUCCAUCUGGUAACUUGUGUUUGUGAUUAUUAUUAUAAACAUUAUUUUUAAAGUGCUAUCGAAAAAAUGAUAAUUAAAAACUUAUCUAUUAAU